Messenger RNA from Sander lucioperca (pikeperch), 5478 nucleotides. It is a transcript of the gene pbx4, whose product is annotated as pre-B-cell leukemia transcription factor 4. The transcript is spliced from 10 exons. NCBI's taxonomy places the organism in Eukaryota, Metazoa, Chordata, Actinopteri, Perciformes, Percidae. Gene Ontology annotation, cellular component: nucleus. Gene Ontology annotation, biological process: embryonic organ development; animal organ morphogenesis; neuron development. The record is from RefSeq and is a predicted model, not a curated record. Gene Ontology annotation, molecular function: DNA-binding transcription factor activity, RNA polymerase II-specific; RNA polymerase II cis-regulatory region sequence-specific DNA binding. The coding region runs from base 730 to 2112 and encodes 460 amino acids.
AAAAUUAAUGUUUGAUGCAUUGUUACCAACAUUGCACCAGCUAAUAUUGAAACGUAUCUAUUGGAUUUCUAUAGCCUAAUAGUAUACCGAUUAACCCACCCGCAAGCUCGCGCUCUGUGGUGCUACGGAGUUCAAUGGUCAUGCGACGCACACUGCUCGCGCAGCCCAGAACGUCCCACAUACUCGCGCGACAUCAACAACAAUGGCAAACGGCAAACCUUAGUCUGUUUUGGUAGGGGAUUUCUGAUUGGAGCGAGUCGGUCCGAAAGCUUAGUCGCUGCAUUCGUGUAUUAUUUCUUUUUUUUGAAUUGGAGAGUUUUAUUUUUAGACAAGAGUGUUGGUCUAUUGCUAUAUAUAUUUCGUUUUAAAUUUUUAAUUUCGAAAAUGUGCGAGGCGCUGUUGGCAAGCUCACACAGUCUGUGCAUGUGUGUCCCUGCUGCUUUUCUGCUGGGCUACGGCUACUAACCUAGCUGCUUUUCACUCGGUAGUUAGCUAACGUUAGCCUGGCCGCGUUUAUUAACUUGAGGCGAAAAACACAAGCAAAUGUAAAGCGUGUUUGUGCGAUCUGUUUUAUGACAACAACCCUUAACUAUUUCCUUGUCGUUGCUGUCAGGUACGGUAAAACGUGUUGCAUGAUUUGUCGUAGAAUAUACUUUGCUGGCUAGCUAACAGGCUAGCUAUUUGUGUGUAGUCUUCGACUGAGGAAAACGGCGAGUUUUCUUUGAAAGUAUGGAUGACCAGACCAGGAUGCUGACGGGUCUCACCGGACUCGGUGGACUAGCACAAGCCGAUGUCGGUGACCCAGACUCGGUCAGGAAACAGCAGUCCCUUGGUCAACCUCAACAAGACAUAGGGGAUAUCCUACAGCAAAUAAUGGCCAUCACCGACGAAAGCCUGGACGAAGCACAGGCCAGAUGCUGGCCAGAGGAAUCGCCGGCGCAUUGGGGUGGAUCAGACGACCCCACAGAGGGAGGGAGAGCAGGGGGGGGCAUGGCAGGGGGUGGCCUGCCACUCAACUUCCAGCACAGGAAGCAUGCCCUGAACUGUCACAGAAUGAAGCCAGCCCUCUUCAGCGUUCUCUGUGAGAUCAAAGAGAAGACGGUGCUGAGUAUACGAGGUGUGCAGGAGGAGGACCCCCCAGAUCCCCAGAUCAUGCGGUUGGACAACAUGCUGCUAGCAGAGGGUGUGUCAGGACCAGAGAAGGGUGGAGGAUCGGCUGCAGCGGCUGCAGCUGCAGCAGCAGCAGGGGGUUCACCUACUGACAGCAGCAUCGAACACUCCGACUACAGAGCCAAGCUUGCACAAAUCCGCCAGAUCUAUCACUCAGAGUUGGAGAAGUAUGAGCAGGCCUGUAGUGAGUUCACCAACCAUGUAAUGAACCUGCUGAGAGAGCAGUCUCGCACACGGCCCAUCUCUCCCAAAGAGAUUGAGCGCAUGGUGGCCAUCAUCCACCGCAAGUUCAGCUCCAUUCAGAUGCAGCUCAAACAGAGCACCUGCGAGGCCGUCAUGAUUCUGCGCUCACGCUUCCUCGACGCCAGACGUAAGAGGCGCAACUUCAACAAGCAAGCUACAGAGGUGCUGAACGAGUAUUUCUACUCCCACCUGUCUAACCCUUACCCAAGUGAGGAAGCCAAGGAGGAACUGGCCAAAAAGUGUGGGAUCACUGUGUCUCAGGUCUCUAAUUGGUUUGGCAACAAGAGAAUACGCUACAAGAAGAACAUUGGUAAGUUCCAGGAGGAAGCGAACCUCUACGCAGUUAAAACGGCGGUGGAUGCUGCCAAUGUGUCUGCGCAGGCUAGCCAGGCUAACUCUCCAGCAACGCCCAACUCAGGGUCACCGGGGUCAUACAGUUUGUCACACACAGGCAACGCCUACCUCGGCCUGCGUUCGCUCAACGGGGAGGGUCUCAACAUCGCCCCCUCUCUACAGCCGCAGGUGGAUACCCUGCACCGUGCUACACACCUGACGGGCGGCUAUGAGGAGCUGUCUGGUAGUGGCCUCUACACCCCUCAUCGCCUGGAUGCUAACAGCUGGCAGGACACCACCAACCCCCCCUCGGUCACCUCUCCUCCCGGUCCUCCUGGUAGCGUCCACUCCGACACCUCCAACUGAUUCGGUGGCUCUCCCUGCCAUCACUUCAUUCCCACUGCGGUCUGCUCUGACUACCAUCCUCUGUCUUCAUUUUUCACUGCUCCCUCGUCUCUCAACUAGACAGCCACACAAGGUUGUGCUCACAUUUCAUAAACACACACUGUGCUGGAACACAGGUCAGCCGAACAAGAGGAGGAGUUCUCCCUCCACCCCACAGCUCCACUUCAAUGCUAGAAGCUCCUUAACUCAGAAUAAAUGAGGGAUGGAGCUUACUGAUGCUGACACAGAUAGAAAACAUCUAUACGAUCAAGGACUUUUUGAAAAAAACAAAACAAACACUGAUCCAGCUGUGUAGAUGAUCACGAUGUCUGUACAUUAUGUGUAUAUGCACGUUAACUUCACACAGUACUCACACAGCUUGUCCAUGUGCUGUUGACCUCUGCACUCGACCCUUUGCUUUGGAAAACUGUGUGUGAUUGCCUGUAUCUCUUGAAGCCUUGGCAUUUGACAGCCAAACUGUUGAUACGCAUCACCAGAGAGCUCUGCUCACCUUGCUCGUACCAAAGUGCUGCCCCAGUAGUUGUCAACACAUCUGUUCCUCUGAGAUCACCCUCUGCCAACUCAACACAAGACACUGUUAUCUUCCAGUCCUUAUAGCUUGAUGUUUAAUUCUGUUGGAGAUUUAAACAAAGUGAAUAAUUAAGAUAUGCACAAAUGUGCAUGUACCCCCCCUUCCAUAACACACCCACCUCACAACUUUUCAGUCGUUUUCAUAGAGAGCUGACAUAAAAGAUGUGUCAAGCACAAAAGUUAGCAUCCUUGUAAUGGGUGUCUCUACCUGUAAAAGGGUAGUUAAGGGGAUCACUGUUCUAAACCAGGCAGGACAGGUGAUAAUAGGGCUGGUGAGAAGAGGAGGAGGAAAGGGCAGAGAGAGGAGAAUAUAUUUGGUUGAGUGGAUGUAACUAAUAGCCCUUUUUGUUGCUAACCAAUAGAGGGUGUUGGUAGAUGGCUUGUAGACUUUAUUUCUUGCUUUCUGUCCACUAGUUUAUUUGAUUGUAGGCUAUUUUCUAAUGCUGUUUCACCAAGAAUGCACCAGCCACCACCAAAAAUGAGCUCAAUAAAGCUUUUAAAUGAUGUUAAGGAGACAAGUGGAAAGAUUGUGGGGCACUGAUGUGUUAUUGGGACAAACGUGACAAGAAUUUAGAAACGUGACUGUCUUCCAUGCAUGUAGGAAUUCUAGGCGUGAUAUUGUUUUCAUUUAACCUUCCAAGUUUUUAGCUUCGUUUUUAUUAACAAAAAAAAUAAAGGGUAUAAUUAUUACAGUCAGACCAAAAAGGAAAAAGUGCAUCAUGUAUUGCUAUGAUGUGUGUGUGUCUCUGUGUGGGCGUGUGUACAGUGUUCUUGGGAUGUCUUAGUCAAACUGGCUGGUGCCCUCUGACCUUUGUAAGCAUUAUAGAGACUGGGUGCUUCCGCCAGCCAAUGACACACCAGGUGGGGUUCAACUGAGAUCUCCUCCCCAUCUUGAAACAUUUAAGCUUAUGAGCCCGAGGCAACACACUACAACCUUCCGUUGUACCAAAACCAAAAAUACCACGUUCAGCAAUGUAAUAAUGCUACUCUGUGUCUCUCUAACGUUGGUGCACAGCCGCCUUUUCAGUUCGAGGAAAGGAGGGAAUUAUAUUUGUAUCUGUGUCUCUCUGUGUGGUGUUGUCAUGCCUCAAGUUGAUUUGAUUUUUAGGGGUUUUGUUGUGGGGCGUCAUGGGAGGGUUUGUGGAGUAAGGACUGUCAUAUCACACCUGUAAUUUGAUUGUGAGCAUAUAAGGUAUGCUCUCCCCUUAACCCAUCCUUUAAUACCUUCUGGUAAAACCAACUAUUUUGUUUUCAGUUCUAUGGCCAAUUGGGCAAGGGCUUCUCUCUCCUCUGUUACCAAAAAAGAGGCAACACUGGGUGUAGUAAAACUCUUAACUCGUGUUUAAGACAAACCUGCAACGUUUUGGGGGGAUUUUCAUUCUUUGGAACUAUUUUAUACAUUAACUGUUAUGUGAAUAACAAAGCAUUUUGAUAGUAAGGUAAAGCCUUAUAAAGAUGUGUCAGUCAAGAAGACUUUGUUAAACCAUUAUGUUACAGAACAAAACUUGAGCUUAUAAGCUGGUCACAUGUGAUAUCCCACAUCUAAUUACUCAUUUUGUUACUCAUCACGGUUCAUAUGACUAUCUUAUGAAUAACGUUAUCGCCACACCAAAUUAUCAUGCCCCCCCCCCCUCCCUUUUCUACCUGUUGUAAUGGAUGUCACUGUACAGUUUGUGUAAUGUUUCAGUAUUUCUUUUUUCUUUUAUAAACUUUGAUGUUUGGUUGAAAUGCCAGUUUUAUUUGGCCUUUGUGUCACAGGAUUCACGAUAACUCUGUACCAAUUUUGAAUAUUAUUUAGGUCUUUUGUUACAUAACCGGGUGGCAAUGUAGGGUUUACAUGUGUAACAUUUGGUGCUGUGGAAAGACAAUUGUAUCAAUUGAGGUUCUACAAUGGACAUUUGGUGUAUUUUGCCGAUUUAUGGACCCCCUUCCCCAUCAGAUUCCCUUUCAGUUUCCACCUUCUCCAAAUAUUCAACCAUUUGUGCUUCAUUUAAUUCUAAUUUUUUUUUAAACAUGCUCAAAUUGUUACAUUAAGAAUCUGAACUUUCUGUGGCAAAAGGAGUUUUGAAACCUUUUUUACAUGGACCGUUAAAUUGUGCAGGUGCCGAUGUUGCCCGUUUGUUAAUUUUUUAAUGCAAAAAUAUUGCGAUAAUAUGCAACCACUGUAUGUGCAUACAACUGAGGACGUUAAUACUGAAUUUUUUUUGAGGAAAAACUGACUACUUAAUGGCAACAUUUAAAAUUGUUAAAGUUCUUGUGACCCUAAAACAGGAAGAGGCAGCCCUUCACAUUUAAGCAGAUGGUCUACACUUUGCUUGCCUCAAAAAUAAUGAGUACAGCAAAAUCAUUCAUGCCUAAAAACAGACAUCAAUGUAAACAUUGUAUGGUCAGACAGAUCUGCAAAUCUAUACACAACUUAAUUGUACUCAUUUUUACUGUUGAUCAUGUUUAAAUAUUGUUUUGAUUCUGCAAGUGACUAAAUUACUUCCACAGCACCAAAUGGCUUCUUAAACCUUUUUGAUUUUUGUUUUUAUUAGUAUAUUUGUAUCUCCCCUCUUUCCCUUGUAUUUACCCCUCUCUCUACCUCUGUCUUUCCAUUUCUCUUGUAUAUAACCCCCACUGUUUUCAGACUUGAGUCUGUAUGAACUCCUUUUAUACCUCAAACUUUAGAAUUGUUCUAGAAAGAGUAAAACAAAAGGAAGAAUAUGACAAAUUGUAGUGUUCUUAUUAGAAAAUUAAUAAAAUGAUUUAGUGUGA